Acanthosepion pharaonis is the source of this 693-nucleotide messenger RNA. Lineage: Eukaryota; Metazoa; Mollusca; Cephalopoda; Sepiida; Sepiidae. The record is from the annotation of a GenBank genome assembly.
AUGAUAUUUGCCUCUUUCUUUAUCUAUAUGUCUUUCUGUCUCUCUUCCUCUCUUUCUCUCUUCCUCCUAUCUCUCUCUCUUUCUCUCUCCCUCCCUCGUUCCAUCUCCCCCACUUACUUUCAACUCCUCUCUUCCUCCCUCCCCUUCUCUAUUCCCCCCCCUCUCUCUCUAGCCUUCAUAGCCUCAUGGUUUCACUUUCUCUAUCUCUCUAAAACAAAAUCUAUCUAUCUAUCUAUCUUUCUUUCUUUCUUUCUUUCUUUCAGCUUCGUAAUUUUCAUAUACUCUCCAUUUUUUUAUAACUUCCUCGGUCGUUUUUCUCCUUUUUGUUUUAAAUAUAUUUUCUUUCUCUUAUGUAUUCCCUUCUACCAAAGGCGAACGGAAAAAAAAAAAUUCACGAAUUAUUUUCUUUAUUUUCCUGAAUCCUUUUCUACUUCCUGCCAACGUCACUUGAGCUUUCCAACCAUUUUCCCUUUCUCUUUAUCACAACCCAUUUCUUUCUUUCUUUCUUUCUUUCUUUCUUUCUUUCUUAAUCACUCUAAUUAUGUAACUUUUCUUUUUGUCAUUCGACCUUUCUUUCUCUCUUUCAACCGUUCCUUCUACAUUUCUCUCACUUUUGUCAUAUGUUUUUUUACAUUCUCUAUAUUACUUUCUCUCCCUCUCUUUUAUAAAUCCACUUUCUUUCUCUAUUUCUGA